GCUUUAUCUCUCUGCUGUGUGCUUGUCUGUGGCAGAAGGCUCUCUGUGAUAUAUUGGUUUAAUAAUAAAUUCUGUUGAGUCAGAGGGCUUCCCACAUCUGGACUCGUUCCUCCCACAAAUUCAUCGCUACUGGAGUUUGUAAGUUACAGGUCGGGCAAUGGAAGCCAACUGAACUGUUCCAGGGAGAAGGGGAGGGCAGCCGUCUGUGGUUCCUGCUGCACUGGAUGCAGUCUCCAUGGCAACAUGGUGCUCCAAAGCAGAUUCAUGAAAAUACUGUCUGCUCCCCACCCCCACCCCCACACGCACGCACACAGGCGUCCACAUAGAAAGAUUAUUUAAAAUAUGAUUUCCUUCCACUUUAGAUUACAGCAAAAGAAGAAACAAUUUAUAUUCCUGGCAUGACUUUAUUCUAAGCUGCAGUCCUUCUGCCUCUGCUCCACCUUUUAAAUCCAAGCUCCACAUUUGUCACUCGGUUAUUUGAGUUCCCAGCAGGAUUUUGUGAUUUACGUCCCCGUGUUCCCUGCAUCAGCUCUGCUGCACCUUAGUACAUCCAUGCAUGUGUGUGUGUGUGUGUGUGUGUGUGUGGGUGUGUGCAAAUGGAUCUGUUACUUUUUAUUUGAUAGUCCUGCUUGCAUAUCUUUUUAAAUAUCCAAACAGCAAAAGAGUGAAAGCAGAGGUAAGGGAGUGUAAAGAAAAUCUGUCUCUUUGUUGCCGUCUCUUCUUCACUCGAUUUAUCUCUGAGCCGAUUGGUCAACGUGCCACCCUCCCAUUUCCAGAGCAGCCACUCAUUUUUCACCAACUCUCUGCAUCUCUUGCCUCUCUUCUUCUUCUCAGUCGCUUUCCCUCUUGCAAGCACACAUGCACAUGCAUUAAAUCCUGAUCCCAGUUCUUUCCUUCCCGUCGACCCUCACACACACACUGCUCCUGUCUUUUUUUUUACCCUGUUUUGGUCACCCUUUGCUUUGAUAAUGUGGACAAAUCUUGCUCUCGAUGGAGGAGAGCACACUGAAACGUCCUCUAAAGGACCCCGCUGCUAACAGCUGUCAUCGUUUGUGUCUUUAAAUGUCGGCUGCCAUGGCCAAACAUGAAGCGGGGAGCACCAGCCCUGUGGUGCGUCAGAUAGACAAGCAGUUCCUGGUCUGUAGCAUCUGUCUGGACCAUUACCACAACCCAAAAGUCCUUCCGUGUCUGCACACCUUUUGUGAAAGUUGCCUCCAGAACUACAUCCCCCCAGAGUCGCUCACGCUCUCGUGUCCGGUGUGUCGGCAGACGUCCAUCCUCCCAGAAAAAGGAGUGUGCGCUCUGCAGAACAACUUCUUCAUCUCUAAUCUCAUGGAGGUCCUCCAACGUGAGCCCGAGUGCUCACGUCCAGAGGCCUGCAGCGUGUUGGAGUCCGUCACGGCUGCAGCAGCAGGGAAACCUCUCUGCUGCCCAAACCACGAGGGAAAAGUGAUGGAGUUCUACUGCGAGUCUUGUGAGACGGCCAUGUGUCUGGACUGUACAGAGGGUGAGCACAGGGAGCAUGUGACGGUCCCUCUGCGGGACGUUGUGGAGCAACACAAAGCUGCACUGAAGACACAGCUGGAUGCCAUUCACAGCAGGCUGCCUCAGCUCACAGCAGCCAUUGAAAUGGUGAGUGAGAUCUCCUGUCAGCUGAAUGAAAGAAAGAACGAGGCCGUGGCGGGGAUCACCAGCACCUUUGAAGAGCUGGAAAGGUUGCUGCAUCAGCGCAAGACGGCUCUCGUCAUGGAUCUGGAGAGUAUCUGCAGCGCUAAGCAGAAGGUUCUACAGGCCCAGCUUUCGUCUUUGCGCCAGGGGAAGGAACACAUCCAGAGCAGCUGCAGCUUCACAGAACAGGCUCUCAGCCACGGGACGGCGACUGAGGUGCUGCUGGUUCAGAAGCAGAUGAGCGAGCGGGUCACAGCUUUGGCCAGACACGACUUCCCAGAGAAGCCACAUCAGAAUGCACACCUGGAUUGUCAGGUGGAGACUGAAGGUCUGCGGCGCUCCAUCCAGAACCUGGGUGUUCUCCUCACCACAUGCGCUGUGGCUCACACCUCUGUGGCAACAGGAGAGGGCCUACGACACGCAGCAACUGGACAGUACCACACCGUUACAGUCACAACAAAAGACAAAGAUGGGGAGUUGGUACGGACAGGAAAUGCCAUUUUAAAAGCAGAGAUAACGUCUGCCGAUGGUAAUCGGUCUGCGGACACAGAAAUAACAGACAACAAGAAUGGAACGUACGAGGUGGGCUACACAAUACGCUGUGAGGGGGAGCACUCGUUCAGCCUGUUGUUGUACGGGCAGCCCAUACGAGGCAGCCCCUUCCGUCUGCGAGCAGUCAAGCCGUCAGAUGUGACCCAGUCUCCGGACGAUGUAAAAAGGAGGGUGAAGUCCCCAAGUGGGACAGGAGGCCACAUUCGACAGAAAGCUGUGCGGCGACCCUCCAGCAUGUACAGCACCACGAAGAAGAAGGAGAACCCCAUUGAGGAUGAGCUCAUCUACAGAGUUGGUACCCGAGGCAGAGAGAAGGGUGAGUUCACAAAUCUGCAAGGAAUCUCAACCUCCAGCAAUGGCAGAGUGGUGGUGGCUGACAGCAACAACCAGUGCAUCCAGGUCUUCUCCAAUGAUGGCCAGUUCAAAAUGCGCUUUGGGGUCAGAGGUCGAUCUCCAGGACAGCUGCAGAGGCCGACGGGCGUCACUGUGGACAUGAAUGGUGACAUUGUGGUGGCGGAUUAUGACAACAGAUGGGUCAGCAUCUUCUCCUCUGACGGCAAGUUUAAGAAUAAGAUAGGUGCUGGCCGUCUCAUGGGUCCUAAAGGUGUGGCCGUGGAUAAAAAUGGACACAUCAUCACCGUUGACAACAAGGCCUGCUGCGUCUUCAUCUUCCAGUCCAACGGGAAGCUUGUGACCAAGUUUGGAGGCAGAGGAACGUCUGAGAGGCAGUUUGCAGAAAAACUUGGCCCAAACUUUAAUAAAUCUGGCUCAGUUUUCAGUCCACACUUUGUCGCGGUGAACAACAAGAAUGAAAUCAUAGUGACAGAUUUUCACAAUCACUCUGUGAAGGUUUACAGUGCAGAUGGGGAGUUCUUAUUCAAAUUUGGCUCUCAUGGUGAAGGAAAUGGCCAGUUCAACGCUCCCACUGGUGUGGCUGUGGACGCCAACGGAAACAUCAUAGUAGCAGACUGGGGAAACAGCAGAAUACAGGUGUUUGACAGCACUGGGUCCUUCUUGUCCUACAUCAAUACCUCGGCAGAUCCGCUCUAUGGCCCUCAGGGUCUCGCUCUCACCUCAGAAGGACAUGUGGCUGUGGCAGACUCCGGCAAUCACUGCUUCAAAGUUUACCGAUACCUGCAGUAGGACGAGGGGAGGCACCACCACGUCCUGCUGGCAUUGUCCCGUCCUGCUUGUAGACGGAGAGUACGACGUGCCUGCACACUUUACAAAGACCCCAUUUCCACAUUUAAUCUCAACGCUCUUUAGUGGUUCUAAUAUUUAACACAUAAUAAAAUAUUACUGUAAUAAAGAUGAAAAAAGGAAGAUGUGCUGAAAAUUGGAACCUCUUUGCACUGAACACAAACUCAAAAGUAAUCAGUAGAAGAAAAGACAGAACGAUUUAUUUCUCAGGAAUAAAUUGUCUUGUUUUAAAAUGUACCUGCAUCUUUUAGUAUUUCUGCCUUUAAGCUAUACCUACUACAGGUGC
Nothobranchius furzeri (turquoise killifish) is the source of this 3706-nucleotide messenger RNA. NCBI's taxonomy places the organism in Eukaryota, Metazoa, Chordata, Actinopteri, Cyprinodontiformes, Nothobranchiidae. The record is from RefSeq and is a predicted model, not a curated record.